This is a messenger RNA of Electrophorus electricus (electric eel), 1737 nucleotides long. It is a transcript of the gene trh, whose product is annotated as thyrotropin-releasing hormone. Gene Ontology annotation, cellular component: secretory granule; extracellular region. Gene Ontology annotation, biological process: positive regulation of insulin secretion; hormone-mediated signaling pathway; histamine metabolic process. The record is from RefSeq and is a predicted model, not a curated record. Gene Ontology annotation, molecular function: thyrotropin-releasing hormone activity. NCBI's taxonomy places the organism in Eukaryota, Metazoa, Chordata, Actinopteri, Gymnotiformes, Gymnotidae.
GCACACACAAAUAAUCUCUGCCUUUAGGGUCAGCAACGAUCAGAAGUGGAGCAGAGAAACAGAGAAAGGAAGAGAGGAAAAAACUUUUCUUCUGAUAUAAUUCCGCCGCACAGGUUUCGCGCAGAAAAAGGACACUAUUCACAUACAGCAGAGAGCCAGCUGAAGUUGACAUGAAGGCAGCGUGUCUCAUCAUCCUCGCCUGUCUGACGGGGUGCAGCCUAAUUGUGAUCGAGUGCCAGAAUGUUCCAGGAGGUGACCCCGGUCUGGAAGAAAUCUUACGGCGCGCCGAGAGCCUACUCAUCCGAUCUAUCCUCAGAGAAAAAGAAGAGGAGGGCACAAACGAUUCUUUUCCGCCUCUGGCAGAACGACUAGACGAACGUCAGCACCCUGGCAAACGACAGCAUCCCGGCAAACGCGAGGAGGACAGUUAUGAAGAUUACACAGAUUUCCAAAAAAGGCAGCAUCCAGGAAAGCGCGAGGAAGAAGCGGACUCAUCCAUUGAGUUACAGACAAGACAACAUCCUGGCAAGCGCUUUUCCCUGGAACAGAUAACAGAAUACCCUGCCUCGCAAAAUUCCAUUUUAAGCGAGCUAUCCAAGAGACAGCAUCCAGGAAAGCGAUAUCUGACGUACAACAAACGCCAGCAUCCCGGUAGGCGAGACGUGGACGACCUAAGUGUCGUAGACUUAUUGGAACUGGACAAACGGCAACAUCCCGGGAAACGAUUUUGGGACGCCAUGGGUUUAGAUAUGUCGACAAGUGGCCCGUGUGAUGUUCUGGCUUCCCCUAGCUGCAGUAAAGCCAGUCUCCUACUCGGGCUUCUAGACAACGUGAAAGAAACUCGCGUUGAGGAGAAGAGACAACAUCCCGGCAAGCGGAUGGCUGUAGAAGAACAUGUAACAGAGCUGGAAUAGUUUAGGUGCCAGUCAAUGAGUGCAUUGUGAUUAUAAUUUAAACGUAUGAGUUACAAAAAUAAUAAAGGUUGUUUUUUCACAUUACCUUCACGAGACGCAUGAGAUAUAUCAUAGUUUAGUAAUUCUACCGCAGCAUUUAUUAGAGAAAGUCAGUUCUUGUUUUGCAUAAAGAUACGUAUCAUAAAUAGCCUACUUGUCAUGUUUUUAUUAUAUAAAGUAACUUAGUAUUGUCGUCCAGAUGCUUUUUUUCAUUCGUAGGAUAUCCAGUUCCCAAAUCAGAAUUUCCUAAAUGGAGCUAGAACUAAUUAGGCAGUUAAAACUAAUUAGGCUAAAGUUUUUUUUAGCCAAGUGCAUGCAAAUUAGGCUACGCAGGUCCAUACAGUUUGUUUGGCUUUUCUAAUCGCUGUUGAUGGGCUCUGUUUGUUUGUGAUGUUCUACUAAUUCAGAAUGAAUGGGAAAGGCGAUUUAUUGUACAUACUUAACUUUACCCUUGUCGGUUACACUUUCUAUCAUGAGUAGAACUGAUUUUCGUUCUAAAAAUGCGCAGGUCUCGUACUGAACUCCGCGAAUAUCUCGUGUAGCCAAUAUACAGAAUGCACCAUUCUCCGCUUUUCCCAGUUGAGGUGUUUGUGUUAGAUAUAUGUAACCUAUGUAAAAUUCGAGUGAAUAUUCCCUUGCAAAACGGAUCACCGAAUUAUUUUUCUACAGUAUACUUGCAUGAGUUGGAUAACUUGUCAAUCUGUAAAAUAUUUUGGUUCUCUGUACAGCAUAUAUUUAAAUUACAAUUAUGUUGUACAAUAAAAUGCUUUCGAUGCUAUCGACA